GUCGGUAGGCGAUUACAAUAAACUCCCGGUUAAGGCGACCGGUGCGAACUUCACGCAGUUAAGUCAGUCACUGGGGGAACCGCGCGUAGAAAGCACGCGCUUUACGCCUCGCCAGUUAACUUUACAAACUUUUUAACUGCAUAACAAUUUACUGAACAAGUUCCUGUGACAAAUAAAACAAUAGUGCUGAUAUCGUGUAAUAUAAUAUUGGAUUAAUACGAAUUUAAAGCGUGGAUUUGCGUUUCUAUAUGUAAUUAUCGGAGCAUCAACAUCAUGCACCCGUCGUUAUCUGUGGAGAGGAGAUCAUCGCGCGUUAUAUAAACCUCGAUUCCAAGAAGAUUAUCUGAAGCGGGCUCUUCAAUAAGUGACAGUGUUCCGUGUUAUCGUGCUACAGUACCACUCAGUGUUUAUUCCACAUUCUACAUUCGAUAUUCAAAUUUAAAAUUGGAAAAAAUAAUCAGAAAUUCUGGUACAGUAGAAACAGAAAGUGCUUGAAUUAAUUAAAAAAAAGAGAAUUCGAAUUUGAAAUUCGAAUUCUUAAGCCGCGUUGACACGCGCAAGUGACUGGAGCUAGUAGUGGACGGUUUAGUGAUUGAAAAUGGCCGGUACCGGUGGUGAGAUCUGGCUUCAGUGGUUCGCGUGCUGCUACCAGCCCGCCGCGCAGGCCCAGCGGACGCGCCGGAGAAUAGACCGCUCCAUGAUCGGAGCGCCCACAAACUUCCAGCACACAGGACACAUAGGAUCCACGGACGUGGACAUGCCAUCCUCGCUGCUGCACACCAUCCAGAACCAGAUGCAGAGCAAAGGCGGGUACGAGGUGGCGUACGGGGUCAAGGCGUAUUGAACGCGCAUGCCGAGGACUAGUGCUUGGACUGAGUGACUGUCGUGUUAUGAUCUUAUUAUUAUCGUAUUUAUUGUCGCAUUACGCUAGUGUUUAGUUCGUACGUUUUCAAGUGUACAUACAAAGGCCAUUGUCGAAAUUCUAAAGUUACCUCUACGAUUUCCAUGUUCUUCAGUGAAGUUUCGAAUUAUAAUGUUACAAUGCCUUGUACUUAUGCAAAGACUGGCGUUGAUAAUCCUAUAUCUUCCCUAAUAUUCAGUCCAAUUGGUAAAGAAUUGUGCCGUUAAAGUUCAUCUACUGAAAGGCAGAUACAUGAUAUGCAAGCUGCCGAUGUAGGUACGAUCGUCCUUGGGUGAAUUUUAUCGACACAAAAUCAUUCCACUUUCUUGUAUAAAAUUAUGUUAUCUUAUAUUGUAGUGUACUUUAUAAAACAGAUUAAUUGUAUUGUUCUCGAAUUGUUCAGUUCUUAAUCUUUAAUGUAUGUUGGAUACUUAUUUUAAGCAAAAUGGUGUUCCGUAAUGAAGCUCAUUUACAAUAUAAAUACCUUGAGUCACAUUAAUUAAAUAGGUAUAUGUUUUAAAAGUAAAUCAUUACUUCAAACAAUAAACACGCACAAAAGUGUUGCAAGGAAAAAAUUAAAUCAGUCGACCACGGAGCAAUGCUUGCGCUGCUCACCGUCUCCAAUAAAUUAACAAUAUUUCAAGAGUUCAUGCUAAUUCAUUCGUAAAAACUAUAGAUAUUGUGAUAAUUUAUAUACCUAUAUGACAGUUUCUAGAAACUAGAUUUUUUCACUUUUAUUUGUCCAAUGUGUCUCGAAGUCUCACAUUUUGCUUAAUAGUGAGAGAGUGAGACGCACAGACAUUGGAUAAAGAUAUUGGACAGAUCUGAUGGAAUACCACCCUAACUUUCGACGGCCGUUAAGUCUUUGAGCCUCAAACUGUUUUUAGACAAAUCUAUCUAGAAAUUUACACGACUGUAAUUAUGUAUCUAUGAAGCAGGGUUUCUCAAUCUUUUCUUGAACCCCUUUGGUUCGCCAGUGAUUAUAACACUUCGCUACAAAGACCACAUAUUCAUGACUGGUAACGGCAACUGACUCACUUGCGCAUUGAGUGAUAUGAGUUAUUUACU
Cydia splendana is the source of this 1969-nucleotide messenger RNA. It is a transcript of the gene Spec2, whose product is annotated as CDC42 small effector protein homolog. Gene Ontology annotation, molecular function: small GTPase binding. NCBI's taxonomy places the organism in Eukaryota, Metazoa, Arthropoda, Insecta, Lepidoptera, Tortricidae. Gene Ontology annotation, cellular component: plasma membrane. Gene Ontology annotation, biological process: regulation of Rho protein signal transduction. Bases 599 to 844 code for a protein of 81 amino acids. The transcript has 4 exons. The record is from RefSeq and is a predicted model, not a curated record.